AUGGCAAAAAGAAAGGCAGAAAACAGAACUUUUCUGGAUAGGUGGGAGGCAGAAUAUCUGUUUACAUAUGUAAAAGACAGACCUGUUUGUCUUGUUUGUGGAGCCAACGUGUCUGUAACUAAGGAGUUCAACAUUAGACGACACUAUGAAACGAAACACCAGAACAAGUAUAAGAACCUGGACAUGACUCAAAGGUGCCAGAAAGCAGAGGAGAUGAAAAGAAGUUUGGUUUCACAACACAAUGUAUUCAAAAAAGCCAAAUCACAAUGUGAGGCUGCUGUAAAGGCUAGUUAUAUUGUGGCAGAAGAAAUUGCAAAAUCAGCCCGGCCUUUUAUUGAGGGAGAGUUUAUAAAAAAGUGCAUGAUGAAAGUUUGUGACCAAGUGUGCCCAGAGAAAAAACAAGCCUUUUCAAACGUGAGCCUGAGCAGGAACACAGUAGCUGAGCACACAUGUGAACUUGCCACCAAUCUUCAUGACCAGCUGAUGGAAAAGGGAAAAGGUUUCGUUUCUUUCUCACUUGCUGUGGACGAGAGCACCGACGCGUCUGAUACUGCGCAGCUGUCAGUGUUCAUCCGUGGAGUGGACUUAAAUCUGUGUGUUACGGAGGAGCUUUUGGGAUUUAAAUUCAUGCAUGGCACAACCACAGGGAAGGAAAUCUUUGAGGAGGUUUGCAAAUGUGUAACUGAAAUGAAGCUGCCAUGGGAUAAACUUGUGGGAUUAACCACAGAUGGUGCGCCAGCGAUGAGAGGUAAAAAGAAUGGACUGGUGGGCAGGAUUCGGGAAAAGAUGCGGGAAGAGAAUUGUGCAGGUGAGCUAUCUGUUUAUCAAUGCAUCAUACAUCAAGAAUCACUGUGUGGUAAAGCCCUUAAGAUGGAACACGUUAUGACCACAGUAACACAAGUUGUUAACUUUUUAAGAGCCAAAGGUCUGAAUCACCGCCAGUUUAAGUCUUUUCUAAACGAGUGUGGUUCUGAAUAUUCAGACGUGCCAUAUCACACAGAGGUGAGAUGGUUAAGCCGCGGAAAAGUACUGAACAGAUUUUUCGAGCUGCAUGAGGAAAUAUGUCAGUUUCUGCAAAGCAAAGGGAAGGACACAGCAGAGCUCCGGGAGCAAAAGUUUCUGUGUGAGCUGGCCUUUCUGUGUGACAUCUCAAGCCAUCUCGAUGCGCUGAACCUGCAGCUGCAGGGGCGGGGACGCAUCAUCAUAGACAUGUACGCAGCAGUGAGAGCUUUUAAAUCUAAAUUGUGCCUGUGGGAGAAACAGAUGCUGCAAGGAAACCUUAACCAUUUUCUCUGCUGCCAAACCAUAAAAACACAGAUCUCUACUGCCGUGUGCGCACAGUUUGCUGAAAAACUCAGUGUACUCGGCACUGAGUUUAGCCAGCGAUUUGCCGACUUUGAUGUCCAGAAAUGUAGAUUUCAACUGCUUAGUAAUCUCUUCGCAGUUGAUGUGGAAAACGCACCAAACCACCUCCAAAUGGAGCUGAUUGAACUCCAGUGUAAUGACACGUUGAAGUCAAAGUAUGAUGCUGUUGGCGCCGCACAGUUUCCACAGUUCAUCCCUGACACAAUGCCUCAGCUCCGCACCCAAGCUGCUCAAUUGCUCUCCCUGUUCGGCAGCACUUAUCUAUGUGAGCAAGUUUUCUCCUUGAUGAAGAUGACAAAAACAUCUCACAGGAGUCGUCUGACUGAUGAACACCUUCGUUCGAUACUGAGGUUUCCUCAGCUCAGAGCCUGA
Molecule: messenger RNA, 1737 nt
Organism: Tachysurus fulvidraco (yellow catfish)
Lineage: Eukaryota; Metazoa; Chordata; Actinopteri; Siluriformes; Bagridae
Product: general transcription factor II-I repeat domain-containing protein 2-like
Exons: 1
Coding region: 1-1737 (578 amino acids)
Source: RefSeq, a predicted model, not a curated record